Molecule: messenger RNA, 3189 nt
Organism: Suillus fuscotomentosus
Lineage: Eukaryota; Fungi; Basidiomycota; Agaricomycetes; Boletales; Suillaceae
Exons: 9
Coding region: 1-3189 (1062 amino acids)
Biological process (GO): DNA replication; nucleotide-excision repair; double-strand break repair via homologous recombination
Cellular component (GO): DNA replication factor A complex; site of double-strand break; chromosome, telomeric region
Source: RefSeq, a predicted model, not a curated record
AUGCCUUUCCCGUACGAAGUCAUGCUCGCAAUAUGCGAGUUGAUCUACAGCAGCCCUGACGGUUGGCGCCACUUGCUCCCCCUGCUAGUAGUCAAUAGUUUCGUUAGCGACGUCGCCCUGACGGUCUUAUGGCAGGAGUUGCCUUCUCCCGCACCCUUGCUUCACCUAAUGCCGGAGCAAGUGGUGGAAAGGCAUCUCCAUCCAAAUGGAAACUGGCGCUAUACGUUUUCUUGGCUCCCUUCACCAUGCCAACUUGACCGCGUCGAUCUCUAUGCCCCUCGCAUUCGCACGAUUGUGGCACGUCCAGGCUGUCUCAGUGUUGAGGCGGUCGACAUUCUCAUAUCCAUAUUCCUUUGCCAUGCCUCUAGAUCUGAUGCCCCCCUCCUUCCGCACCUGACUUACUUGCGACUAGCCGACUCCAGCAGUCCUCUUCUGAAAAUCCUGCCGUACAUCAUCAAUAGCGGUUUUCAAACGCUCAUCCUCCCAGACCUGUACGGUCACUCACAGCCUGUUCUCUCUCGUGUCCUCAGUACACUUCCAUCCCUCCGAAACCUCGCCUGGCUCGAACUUGGCCAACCCGUUCGUCAUCUCGUUCGAAACAUUCACCUUUUCCCUACCCUUCGCUCCCUUAAAGUCCCUUUGAUUGAGGAUAUGCAACCAAUAUUUAUGCAUCCCUCACUACUCCACCUGACGGUGGUCAUAUAUGGCCAAGUGUACUUGCCGCCAAAUACCCCUAAUUUCCAUCAUCCCCUUCUGUCUUUUGGGAUUGCAUUUCGGGGGAGCUUCAUGAACGGCUCGCAAGACAACGAAGCCUUCACCACUGCCCUUAUCGUGUUGCGUGGUUUCCAGGUCCCGUGUGAGCAAUUAAACAUCUCGCUGUUUUACCAGCUCGGCGGCGUCGCGCUGGGUGAAUUCCUCAACUCCCUGGCUGCCCUGCCCAAUCCUUCCGCCGUUUCCCUCUUCUCAGCGUCUGACCUAACGCAUUUCAGUGUGACUGUACACACUUUCGUUCCAUGCAACGUACCCCCACUAGAGCUCAACAAGAUCGCUCCGCUUUAUCCAUUUUCACUAACGCACAUCGACCUCGGCUGCUUCAAUACGUGCGCCUUUGAUGAUGACGAUCUGCUUUCCCUCUCCCUCGCCUUACCUCAAAUUGAAAGCCUUUUUCUUGGCUGUUCUCGCUACUGGUCAACCCCCCCUAGGGCAUCGCUAGCCGGCGUCUCGUCCCUUCUGCUGCAUUGCCGUGUUUUGCGUAAUCUCGGGCUUGUAUUUAACUGCAGCCUAGAUACAUUGGACUUGAAUCUUCUCCCCGUCAACAAGUUGCUCAACACGCUCACUGUGGGAGUCACCCCGCCUUACAACGACGUUGCAGUUGCCACUUUUUUUGCUCGUUCCUUGCCUAAUCUUACGGACGUAUACGUAGAACCCACUAAUUCAAACAUAUUUGAACCUAACUACAUUACUCAUGAUCGUUUCUUACGACUUACAUACUGGCAGAAUAUUUUACGUAGGAGGUCCUACCUACCAGACGAUGACUUUCCCCUGGCUUACGUAAUAUUUCCCUCUCUCUCCUCAACUUAUAUCACAUCGUUUUGCGACAUUGUUGGGGAAUCACAAACGUUUUUUUUGGACUCUACAGCUUUUCCUGAGGUUAAGAUUAUCACCCGCUUUACGCACUCAAUCCUUUUACCAGUCAUGGAAAAUUCGCGCCCUAUCAAACGGGUGCGUUUUGAAGAGACGUCGAGCGAUAUCAAACGUUCAGAAUUUUCGUUCAACUCAAAGUCCAACAAGAAAUCAUCUCCCUCUGAACAGGAGAUCUGUAAGUGGACCAACACCGACAAGGCGACCGCCCCAUGCUUCGUUAGGGACAUUCUCUCUAUGAGGCAAAGCAUUAGCAAAGCGCCUGAUUCCAGUUUUUAUUGGCUGGGAUAUAUACCCUGCCGCAUAGUACUCAUCGUUGGCGUGGUGGUGGGGAUCGACGUAGGCCCGACAUCGACGCUGUACCUUAUCGACGAUUCGACAGAGGUGAUCGACUGUAUACUUCGCCACCCCCCGCGCUUUGCCCACAUGGACGCUAAUGCCAGAGCAAAGGCAUGGAAACCUGGACCGCUUCCCCCACUUCCGCCUCCACCUCCUGUCACUGCCAUCGGCUACCCGGUACAAGUCGUUGGAAAAGUCGUACAAUUCCAUGACAAACGACAGAUUCGAGCAAAAUCCAUAAAGCCAUGUGAAUCAACCAACGACCAGUGGAAACACAUGAAGAUCGUCGUCGGACUUCACCAGUCCAAAUACUCCGUCACAAAGCCUUUUGAGAUUUCCCCUGACGACAAGCCGUCAUCCCUCGGGCCAUCCAAGUGUGUAUUGCCCGAGCCUUCCUCUCCUCUAACGCACAGCGCGACCUCUGAACCAUCCAGUUUUAUCCUACCUAACCCUACGGACCCCCCUCAAUUUCGGCACCCGUCUCAGUUGCACACGGCGGAUCUCACUGACAACACCUUUCAGCUGUACCUCAAGCAUUAUCUCCAUCACGCGCCCAGUGAUGUCCCUCAUUUCGACACCGCCUCUCCAGCCUUUACCCUCUUGCAUCUACGCCGGAUUCCAGAACUGGCUCUUCUAGCCAGUCGGGUUGUUCAUGCUGAAAUGAGGCGGCGUGAACCGGAGCAGAACGCUGCCCAUACCCGCAAGCGUUACAACUCCCGUUUUGGCCCCAACCACCCGCGGGUCAGGAUGAAACGCCUUUUCAUGUGGGCGCUCCUCCGGCUUUACGAAGAAGGGAGUAUCGUCCUAUACGAUAGACUUUUGAUCCCGCUGACUGUGUCUACGUCUGCGCCGCCCUUCGACCCCGUCGCAACAAACACCACGAACUCUUUAAUUUUGUUAAAUGCUCAGCUCUCGAGCGCAUUUUUUUCAUGUCCUGACGCUAACUCAUCAAAGUGCCUCAUUUCUGAUGAUGAGGCUUAUCUAUCAGACCCGCCGCCGCUUGAGGAAGAAGAGGCCUACGUUCCCGUUACUGCCACACUCCUCGCCCAGCCUGUGCGAGAUAUCAUGUCUGCAAGAGGCGUUCGAGGAAAGAGCACCAGGGUUAGAGCCGCGGACAUUGCAAGGGAUUUGAAAAAGUUGGAUAAUCGUUGGGCGCGCGUUGACUUGCAGGCUGUCGAUGAGGCUAUAGAUACCAUUGUAAUAGACUAA